CCCCACCAAAAUUAAAAUAAAUGUUCAAGUUGCAUAAAAGUGGACUACCAUCCCUUGCCUCCUAAUUGUAAAACCCCCCCUCCCCUCUCCUCCAAUCCCUCCCUUCACAUCUUAAAUUUCCUCGCAGUUCUUGCAAGCUCUAGUCAACCACUCCAGUCAAAGUGUUAAAAGAAUAUGAUGAGUGCAACAGCGUUGAACCCUCGUCGACGUUCACUUACAAUGGAGAGGACUGGUACUUCUGCCUUGGAGAGAACUGGCCAAUGGGUAUUCUCACAAGAGAUUCCAACUGAUAUUGUUAUACAAGUUGGAGAAGCGGCUUUUUCUCUUCAUAAGUUCAUGCUAGUAGCAAAGAGCAACUACAUAAGAAGGCUAAUAUUGGAGUCUAAGGAAUCAGAUCUUGGGAGACUUGAUCUGACAGACAUACCAGGAGGACCUGAGAUAUUUGAGAAGGCUGCAAAGUUCUGCUAUGGAGUCAAUUUUGAGAUAACAAUUCAUAAUGUGGCCGCUCUUCGCUGUGCAGCCGAGUAUCUGCAGAUGACAGACAAGUCUUGCGAUAACAACCUUGCUAAUCGAACUGAGGAUUUUCUCUGUCAAGUAGCCUUGACAAAUCUAUCUGGAGCCCUCAUUGUUUUAAAGACUUGUGAAGAUCUGCUUCCUAUGGCUCUCGACCUCAAUAUCGUCCAGAGAAGUGUUGAUGUAAUCAGUGCCAAGGCAUGCAGCGAGGCUACCUUCCCUAGCCGUACUCCACCAAAUUGGUGGACAGAGGAGUUAUCGAUCCUCGACGUAGUCUCCUUCGAGAAAGUUAUAUCAGCCAUGAGAUUACGUGGGGCAAAGACUCUGACAAUAGCCAGCGCGAUCAUUACAUAUGCUGAGAAAUCUCUAAGGGAAUUAGUCCGAGAUCACUCAGGAACUGGGAUCCAUUCUUUAGACCCUCUAAAUUCCGAGUUGAGAAUCCAACAGCGAGAGCUUCUUGAGUCUAUAGUUGCUAUUUUACCCUCUGAGAAAGCUGCAUUUCCCAUCAGCUUCCUGUGUUGUCUGUUAAAGAGCGCAAUAUUCCUAAAAGCAUCAACGAGCAGCAAGAACGAGCUUGAGAAGAGGAUAUCAGCUAUAUUAGAACAUAUCACUGUUGAUGAUCUACUUGUGUUGUCCUUCACGUAUGAUGGAGAGAGCCUUUUUGACCUUGAGAGUGUAAGGAAGGUGAUUUCGGGAUUUGUUUCUAAGGAGAAGAGUGUGGACGUAUUCAACGGGGGUAACUUCAAGGAGGUUUGCUCUGCUGCCAUACAGAGGGUUGCUAAGACUGUAGAUGCUUAUCUUGGUGAGAUUGCAAAUUAUGCAUCACUCAGCAUCUCCAAGUUCAAUGGCAUUGCUAACCUUGUUCCUAAGGAUGCUAGGAGGACAGAUGAUGACCUUUACAGAGCUAUUGACAUCUAUUUAAAGGCUCAUCCAAACCUAGACGAGAUCGAAAGAGAGAAAGUAUGUAGCUCAAUGGACCCUCUAAAGCUGUCCUAUGAAGCCAGAGUACAUGCCUCACAGAACAAGCGACUCCCAGUCCAGAUGGUCCUCCAUGCUCUCUACUACGAUCAACUAAAGCUAAGGAGUGGAGCCAACGAUGGACCAUUACCUGAUGCAAUAGCAACAAGGGGCCAAGUGAAAGCUGAUGCUUCCUUAGCAAAGGAGAAUGAGGCUUUAAAGUCAGAGCUAAUGAAAAUGAAAAUGUACAUCUCAGACAUGCAAAAGAAUAAAGCAACAACGUCUCGGACUAGCACUGCUACUGGUAUGCCAAAGAGAACCUUCUUUUCGUCGAUGUCUAAGACACUUGGCAAGUUGAACCCCUUCAAACAUGGCUCUAAGGAUACUUCUCAUUUGGAUGAUGAAGUUGAUCUUACUAAGCCAAGGAGAAGAAGGUUCUCCAUUUCUUAAGUUAGCAACUACUCACUAUAUAUACUAUAUUAUAAAUCCUUAAGAUUUAGUUCUGAAUUUGUUUUGUAAAACCAACUAUAGGUAUUAGGUGUUACUGUGCUCUUAAGUUAUUGGUUCUGGUUCGAGAUUUUUUUUAGGUGGGUAAUAUACUGUGCUUUGUGUAAAAAUUUAGCAACUACUUGUGUAUAGUUGGCUGAGUGAUUUAAACUUGUUAUAUGCUUCUCCUUGUCCA
Messenger RNA from Beta vulgaris subsp. vulgaris (sugar beet), 2152 nucleotides. Its product is annotated as root phototropism protein 2. NCBI's taxonomy places the organism in Eukaryota, Viridiplantae, Streptophyta, Magnoliopsida, Caryophyllales, Amaranthaceae. The transcript is spliced from 6 exons. The record is from RefSeq and is a predicted model, not a curated record. Bases 175 to 1920 code for a protein of 581 amino acids. Gene Ontology annotation, molecular function: protein binding.